Suillus fuscotomentosus is the source of this 837-nucleotide messenger RNA. RefSeq lists its product as uncharacterized. The transcript is spliced from 2 exons. The coding region runs from base 139 to 699 and encodes 186 amino acids. Lineage: Eukaryota; Fungi; Basidiomycota; Agaricomycetes; Boletales; Suillaceae. The record is from RefSeq and is a predicted model, not a curated record.
GCCCAGCUAUUAGUAGCGGAAGGUCAGGUUUUAUGAUACCACGGCUAUGAUGCUCUGUUUUCAACAUGCUUCAUAGGAUUCUUCGUCGUAGCGCCGAAUCUCCUUGGGCAUGCAUGGAGACGAGGGACCGACUACCGUAUGUCCACCCUUGCAGAGGAUCUCCGACCAUACUUCAUCCAAGACACAUCCUACGACGUGAUUAUAGGGCACUCUCUUGGAGGCCCAGUGACCUUGUCGCUCCUGCAAUUCUUGCCCAAAACGAAAGAAACGGCUGUAAUACUCCUCGAUCCCCCUCUCGAGCUCGAGGGGACAACUGAAAUGAUUAAAAGUUGGAUUCUGAACGAGGCUAUGAAUAUCAAAUACAUCGAGGAGGUAGCUGAUGAUCGUGGUUGGUCACGACGUGACUGCGUGUUACGCGUAUUAUCAGUUUUAAUGUGCGACCGUACCACUGUCGAGGGAAUCUUCUCGCAUAACGAGCCAUGGUCGUUCAGUGGCCUGCUCAGAAACAUCCCCCCUCAUGUGAAGAUCACCGUACUGGCAUCAGAUCCGAAGGUCGGCGCCUUUUGUGAUCCGGAGCACAUCCCUUGUGACGUUGAGAGACUAAAUGUCAGAGUUCUUCCGGGCAUCGGCCACUCCAUCCAAUACGAGGAUCUAGAUGCUAUCAUGGACUUAAUCCAACUACCAAAAGCGAAGCUUUGAGAGGUGCGCAGGAGAAGCGUGUUUCGUAGUUUUAUGGCCAAUUCCGUGUCUAGAACUUCCUGUUGGAACCUAGCCUCCGCUCGUACAUGAGGUAUCGCAAAGCAUACAGUAGGUUCGACUAUGCCAAGAUAUCAGUCU